Molecule: messenger RNA, 602 nt
Organism: Fimicolochytrium jonesii
Lineage: Eukaryota; Fungi; Chytridiomycota; Chytridiomycetes; Spizellomycetales; Powellomycetaceae
Exons: 1
Coding region: 1-462 (153 amino acids)
Source: RefSeq, a predicted model, not a curated record
AUGCCCUCUUCUACCGUGAUGGCGGUCAUCGUCACCUCGUCCUCCAAUCUGCUAACGCAGAACCUGCCUCUCGGGGGACCUGUCCCCAGGCUCGUCCUGGAUGAGGGGGAUCGCGUACGUUUCUGUGUCGUGGGGGGGAACGGGGAGGGCAUGCGGGUGAGAGAGGUUGAGGGAGAUGGGAGCUUUGUAUCGCGUCUCGGUGCGGAAGAUUUCGGGAAGGUAGCAAACGGCCUGACAAAGGCGCGCAGGUUACCAGUAGGGGAUUAUUGGUUCGUCGCCACCAAGAAAGACAUCCCCGAUUGCUGGUUCGAGGUUGUGGUGACUCCAACAUUGCAGGGCAUCGACCCCGCCAUCACCCAAGCCCUGACCAACAACAGCCUCACCGCCCUUACCACCGGCACCACCGACACCACCACACCCACCCACCCCAUCGCUCGUCUCCCGCCAGCUCGGCCAACUUGACCGACGACGGCGCCGCCGCUCCUUCCGUGACCGAGACCGCCGCUAACCAGGCCAACAAGGUCGCAACGGGCAUCAGCAGCACCGUCAAGAACGGCACCCAUCGUCGCCGAUAAGAUGGACAGCGUGCUGCACCAUCGCGC